Messenger RNA from Paramecium sonneborni, 2458 nucleotides. NCBI's taxonomy places the organism in Eukaryota, Ciliophora, Oligohymenophorea, Peniculida, Parameciidae. The record is from the annotation of a GenBank genome assembly.
AUGAAUCCAAACCCCAAUACCAUUGAAAUAGGAAAUUUUGAAUUACAAAUACAAAAUUUAAUAAAAAAUUCAAUAUUAUCUCAAAAUUAUGAUAUCAAUACUUUUGUUUCAUUUGCAUCGUAUAUAUUUCAAUUCAUUUCAACAUAGCAAAAUUCGAAAAUAAAUUAAUAAUACGCCUAAUUCAAAAUAAGUUUGCAUAAAUAUGAUAUCUUAUUUGUAAAAAUACUUACUGGAAAUAUUUGGACCAAAAUUUAAAAAUCAGCCAGAAUUAGAUGAUUUUUUUACAGCUUUUAAGUAAUAUGAAAAAGCUGCUCAUUAUCUUAAUCUUGCUUGCUAUCAUGUCGUAUUUAGUACUUCUUUAUUUAGUGCUAUAAUUUAAGUUUAAAAGAAAUCUUUUCUUUUUGGAAAUUUGCAGUUUGCAAAAUAAUUAAAGAUAAUAUUGAUUAUAUUAGAUAGAAUAUUUUUAAAAAUUUGGAAAAUCUUCUAGAUGAAUUUUAUAAGUUAUAAGAGUCAGAAUUUGUUCAUAUACAAUAAUAAAAGGAAUUAGUAAAUGUGAAAGAAAACAGAGAAAAUCUUUUAAAUAAAUUUUAGAGUUACAUAGAAAUUCUAUUAAGCCUAUCUUUGAAUGAAAUUUUAAUAUAAAGAAAGAUAAAUAUUCUAGAGGAUUUUUGUUAGUCAUUAUAUAGAUUUAUUUAGAUAGAAUAUGAAUAGAAGAAUAAAAGAUGGUUUUAAAUUUAUACAGUUUAAGAAUAUUUAUUAUUGGUUGAAAGAGAGUUUUAAAUAAAUUAGGAAUUGUUUAUAUGUUUGAAUAGUAAUACAAAAUUUCAAAGUCACUAUUAAAAAAUUUUGAGAAUUAUUUAUGAGAAUUUGUUAUUUAAAUAUAGAAAUGUCAUUUUAAAGGAUGAAAGAGGUUUUGUAGGUUUACUAAACUAAUUUUUUACACAAGAAAUUUCAUAAAAAGAAAUUCUAAGUUAAUAAAUUGUCUAAAUUUUGAGAGUAUAUUCAAGAUUUUAAGAUCAAGAGAGAUAUUUCAUAGAUUUUAAAUAAAAGUUUCAAGAAUUUGUAAGAAAAAAUAUAGAAGAACAAUAUAAAAAGGCAACCUUGCAUCAUGAAUUAGAAAAAUAGAAAUCAAAAUAUAAAUCUUUAGUAAAAAUUUUGUGUGAUAUUUAUAAUAAAUUUGAAUAUCUUAUAAAAUUGUGUUUUAGGGAAAGUAAAAAUAACAAUAGUAGGUAUGAUCUUGAACUGAUAGUUAAAUCAGAACUUAAUAAAUUUUUUAUUAAUUUAGAAUAAGUAAGAAAGUAAAUAUUAUAAAGAGUAUUUAUUUGACUUUAAAAUUAUGUAAUUAUGUACAUGAUCUUAUGAUGUAAAUGGCAAAAUCAGAUGAUUAAUUUUAGAUAAAAGAUAAUUAUGAUGAGAUUUUAAAAGUAUAAAAAUAUUUAUUACCUUUUGUAAAAGAUUUUGAUUAUUAUUUAAUUGUAAGAUUUUAAACAAAUUAAAUUAGAUUUAUAGUUAUAGAUUAGCCUCAAGAUUACUUAAUUAUCUUAUAUUUUUUGAAAUGUAAGCUGCAUAAUUUCAUUUAGAAAAUGAAAUUAAUAUACUUGAUUAAUUGAAAUAAUUUUGUGGUGAGAAAAAAUUAAAAAAAUUUAGCCAAAUGAUUUCUGAAACUAAAGAUCUUUUGUUAUAAAAAUCCAUAAUGGUAUAUUAAGAAUAUUCUUCAGAAAUUAUUUUAAUUAAUAAAAAAAAAUGGCCAGUGCUCCAUGAAAACGAUCAAUAUGUGUUUAAACAAUUGUAUAUUAAAAAAGAUUAAUAUUAAAAACAAUUUUAAAUCAGAAAUUAAGAACUUUAAAUCACAGUUGCAUUUAGUGAUACAGUAUCUUUUGUUGAAAUAUAUUGGAAUGAAGUAGACAAAACUCUCAUUAUUAAUUGUGUUUAGGCUGCAAUUUUAUUCUUAUAUGAUUAAAAUGAUGAUUCGAAGACUUUAAAUGAAAUUACUGAAGAACUAAAGUUAGAAAAAGGUUAGGUAUUAUUUUAACUGGAAAGAAUGGUAAUAAUUAAUAUAGGUUUAGGUUUAAUAAAAAAUAUUAUGGAAUGAUGGAGAUAGUUAUUUUUUGAAUGAUUCAUAAAUAUAACAAGAAGUUAAAGAAAAUUUGAUCGUAAUGGAUCACAACAUUUAUGAGAACUCUAAUUAAAUAAAUUAAAGUAAAUAUUAAAUAAAAUCUAAGUCAAAACGUUUUAAGAUAAUACUUAAGAUCUCAAAUAUUAAUUAGAGGCAUUUAUAAUAAAAAAUAUGAAAGUAGAAAAAAAUAUGAAUCAUACUAAUUUGCUUGAAAUUGUUUAAAAACAUUUUUAUCCUACUCCAGUAAAUAAUGAAAAACUCAAGGAAUCUUUAGAUUUCUUAAUUAAAUAUAAUUAUAUAAGAAGAGAUGAAAAAGAGAAAUCAAUUUAUCAUUAUGAGUGA